AUGGCUCUUCUUUCAAGAGUUCUUAACCAUCAUAGUGAUAAGUCUGGAAGACGUUCAAGAUCUUCAAGUCUUCAAUCAAACUCCGGUUCAACUUCCCCCUCAAUUAGAGCUUCAAGAACAAGAACAAAUUCAAUUCAACAUCUUAAUGGUAAUGGUUUAACUAAUACCAAUGAUCCUUCCUUUUCAUUAUCGAUAAAUCUAGAAUCACCCCCUAUUGUAUUAUAUGGUCAACCUCAUGAAUCUACAGGAUCUAUUAUAUCAGGAAUAUUAAAAUUGGAUAUUAAACAGAUACCUGAUACUUUGAUUACCAAUGACAAUAAUGAGUUAAGACUGUUUGAAAGUGUUACCAUCGCUCUUGUUCAGACUGUAAAAUAUUCAAAACCUUUCAUGAUUUCUGCUGCAUCAAUUCAAAGUUGCCGUGAUUGUAAUUAUCAAAAGACUACUUUGGCUAGAUGGGAUGUCUUAACUUCAACUUGUUCAUUUCCAUCUGGAACUCAUGCAUAUCCAUUUUCACAUUUAAUUCCAGGUUCAUUACCUGCAUCAUCAAAAUUAGGAUCAGUUAAUGCUUCAAGUUUUAUAAAAUAUGAAUUAAUAGCUAUUGCAAAACGUCCCAAUACUAAACAAACCACUUUAAUCUUACCCGUUCGUGUAACAAGACUGAUUUUAAGAGGUCCAGAUCGUAAUUCAUUAAGAGUUUUCCCUCCCACUGAAAUUACUGCAAGUGCAGUGUUGCCAAAUGUCAUAUAUCCUAAAUCAAGUUUCCCAAUCGAAUUAAAACUUAAUAAUAUUGUAAGUGCAAAUGGUGAUAGAAGAUGGAGAAUGAGAAAAUUAACUUGGAGAAUUGAAGAAUUAGUUAAAAUAAGAUUAUCUGUGUGUGAACUUGAAAACCAUCAAUUAAAAUUAAAAUUUUGUGAAUUAGCACAAAAGAAAUUAAAAACUAAGGAUUCUUCUUCAAAUCCAACUUUUCAUAAUAAAUCAAAUGUCCAUCAUAGUACAAUUCAAACUAAUGUUUCCAUGCAAAGAGAUCCUGUAAUAACUGGUUCACAUGUUCCAAAUGAUUUGGUUCCAAUUGAUAGUAAUGUGAAUCCCGAAAAUAGUAAUGUUGAUACCAUUGUUCAUGAUGAUAUAGUGGAUAAUGAUAUGGAAGGAAAUAUCAGAAGUGGACCAAGUCAUGCUCAUGAAAAUUUCAUGGAAGAUUUCGGGGUAAGAUCUAACGGCAACAAUAAUGAUCUAGAACCAAGCGUCUCCACCCACUCAAAUGUUCUCGAUGCUGGUGAAACUGAAGAUGCAAAUGCAGAACAUCUUUACGUGGAAGAAUUAAGAACUAUCAGUCAUGGAGAUUUUAAGUCAGGUUGGAAAUCAGAUUUUUCAGAUCGAGGUAAAAUUGAAUUGGUUGCUGAUAUUAGUGCUAGUAACUUUGAUACUGGUUUGAAUAAUCAUAUAUCUAGAAUAUCAAGUGAUAGUGAUAAGGAUUUAAUAGAUCCUUAUGGUAUAUCAUCUAGAAAUGGCUCUGCUAAUGUAUGUUGUGAUAUUGAAGAUCCAACUCUUGGAGUUUAUGUUAGUCAUACCUUAGUGGUUGAAGUUAUUGUGGCAGAAGAAAUAAUUCAAAGUAAUGAACGAAGACAACCAAGAAAGAGUAAUUCAUCUAAUGAAUUAACCACAGUUCCUUCAACAUCUUCAGUAUCUUCAAUUGGAAGAUCAUACUCAUCGUCAUCUACUACAACUCCAGCGACCCCUUCUGCGCAACCAAAAACUCCACAAAUGGGUGUACCAACUGGUGCUGCUCGAGUAUUACGUAUGCAAUUUAAAUUAUGCUUGACUGAAAGAUCAGGAUUAGGUAUAGCAUGGGAUGAUGAAGUUCCUCCAACUUAUGAAGAUGUUCGAACUUUAAGUCCACCAAAUUAUCAUGAAAAUUCUUCAAAUCCAUCCACUCCUACAUAUCCAAGAAGUACUCCAAAUAUUUUAUAUGGUGUUGGUGAUACUCCUAUUGUAGGAUCAUUUGGUCUUAAUAGAAGUACCCCUUCUACUUUAACUAUUGAUGGUAUGAUUGAUUUAGAUGAGAGAAUUCAAGAAUUUUCAUUAUGA
Molecule: messenger RNA, 2085 nt
Organism: Scheffersomyces coipomensis
Lineage: Eukaryota; Fungi; Ascomycota; Pichiomycetes; Serinales; Debaryomycetaceae
Exons: 2
Coding region: 1-2085 (694 amino acids)
Biological process (GO): ubiquitin-dependent endocytosis
Cellular component (GO): cytoplasm; cytosol; plasma membrane
Molecular function (GO): ubiquitin protein ligase binding; protein-macromolecule adaptor activity
Source: RefSeq, a predicted model, not a curated record